This is a messenger RNA of Closterium sp. Yama58-4, 504 nucleotides long. NCBI's taxonomy places the organism in Eukaryota, Viridiplantae, Streptophyta, Zygnematophyceae, Desmidiales, Closteriaceae. The record is from the annotation of a GenBank genome assembly.
AUGGCGUCGCAAGCAGUGUGCCUAUCACGAGCAUCCGUGCCGUCCGUCUGUCUAUCAGGGACCGGCUCGUCUUCGUUCUGUAGAUCGGACAGGGCGACGCUGAUGCGAAUCAACGGCUUGGAUGUGACCGCCGGCUCGACCGCUAGAGUGAUCGCAUCGCAAUCCCGCCCCGGCGGCAGGGCGAGCAUGAAGAAGGCUCAAGGGGCUGUGGUGUUCCGAACGGACGACCCUCUAGCUGGCCGCGACUACCGCCCGCCCAUGCCCGGUGACAACCCCGACUUCUGGGAAGGUUCCCAGUGGGACCUGCUGGGGUUCUUGGCGGAGUACCUGUGGGUGUUCGGCAUCGUGCUGGCGGUCGUUUCAUCAAUCUAUGCCGUGACGAGCUACAAUACAGAGGAGGAAGUGGUGGUAACAGCAGACUCCGCCGUGACUGUGGAGUCAUCUGCACCGUCAGAAGCCGAUCAGCUGUUUGAGCCGUUCGUUGACGAUGCCCCUCCCCUGUAG